AUGCUUUCACAGCAAGCGCACGGUCUACGCAACGCAAUCUGUAGGACCAAGUAUCAUGGUUACUGGACAACCCGGUCUUCAUUCUCAACGUCCCUUCGGCGCAAUGGCUACGACUCUACCAUUCAGAAUCUCAAGAUCGGCGCACACACACGCGUCAUCUUCCAAGGUUUCACAGGGAAACAGGCCACCGCAAACGCAAAAGAAUCAAUACAAUGGGGCACCAACGUAGUUGGCGGUGUGAAGCCCAAUGGAUCUGGAGAGCAUCUGGGUUUGCCAGUAUUGCCAUCUGUGAGGGCGGCAAUGGAGCAAUUGAAGCCGGAUGCAACAGGCAUCUACGUGGCUGCACAUCAGGCUACUGCUGCGAUUGAAGAGGCGAUCAAGGCUGAGGUCCCACUCAUUGUUGCAGUGGCUGAGCAUAUCCCCUUGCAUGAUAUGAUGAGGAUACAUUCAAUGCUGCAAUCACAAUCAAAGUCGCGGCUUAUUGGUGCCAACGCACCCGGCAUAAUCUCAGCUAUUGGUCGAUGCAGAAUUGGUUUUCAGCCAUUGCCGACCUUUUCCCCUGGCCACAUCGGUAUUGUAGCAAAAUCCGGUACUCUCUCGUACGAGACGGUCGGAUCUUUGACUAGGGCCGGCCUUGGUCAGAGCCUUUGUAUUGCUGUCGGAGGCGACGUAAUAGCAGGAACAAAUUUUGUCGAUGCUCUGAAAGUUUUUGAGCAUGACAAGGAUACAGAAGCUAUUAUCGUUGUGGGUGAACUUGGCGGUACCAUCGAAGAGGAGGCAGCGGAUUGGAUCAUAAAUUAUAGGAGACGCGUUAAGGAUCCGAAACCUAUCGCAGCUGUCAUAGGAGGCUUCCAAGCACCGCAUGGCAAGGUAAUGGGACAUGCCGGUGCGUGGGUGGGCUUGGGCGAAGGUACGGCGGAGUCAAAGUACAAAGCAUUGGAAAGAGCUGGCGUUACUAUGGUGGAUCAUCCUGCAAAAUUUGGUGGGGUAAUAAAGGAUAUUCUGGCAAAGUCCGGUCGCAGUGAGCAAUCAGCAGCGCAACAACGUCGCUCAUACCACACGUCUCGCUUCUCGCGUCGGCCUCAGGUUCCAGUCACAGGUCCAACACAAUUACACCAAAAGCAUUCCCUUCAUCUCACAGCAGAGCAAUCAACAGCUCUUCUCAAAAGCCACAACAUCCAUCUGACAUUACCCCCCGAAGGCUCGCCAUCAACACAUUAUCUCGGAAUAUCCCCCCAUCGCUCUAAUCGCUCUCCCUCUAUAAUCGCUGCACCCACUGCAAACCCCUCACAGCUGAACCAACGCGUCCGUCGCUUCCCCUUUGACUAUCGCUCCGGCCCAAGCGCUGGAGCCAUUGCUGAUGCAAUCGCCCACCUACAACUCGAUGCCGCCCCACCCAAAGCCAAAGCACAAGUCGUGCAACUAAUCCACAACCUCUGGACCUUGUACACCGAGAAAGAAGCCAUCGACGCCCAUGUUAACUUAGCCUUGUCCGUAGACGACGAUGAGUUAUUGAUUUACUCGCCAUACCUCUUCUUUGACGACGCAGCGUUCAAGUCGGGCAAGCGACAAGCACAUCUCCACGCCCUGCGAGAUGAGGCUUCAAUCUCGGCUACAGACCAACAAGCAGAGGAUGCAGGUAUUGUAUAUGUGCCUCUCGCUUCACCCGUGUUCCCUACGGGGACAAGGCAGAAAGGGACACAGACGUCGCCCUCGUCGGCUGCAAAAGACGGACCAAGGAACCUGGUAGGCACAUUGGUGAAUGGCGCGGGCUUGGCCCUCAAUACCAUUGACACGCUCUCUGCUCGCCUCUCUGCACCCCCUCAUGCCACGUCCGCAGCGAACUUCCUCGAUACGGGCGGAAAGGCGACGUCGGACACUAUCAAAACGUCCUUCAAGCUCGUCCUCUCCGAUCCACGCGUCGGGGUCGUGUUCGUCAACAUCUUCGGUGGCCUAACUCUAUGCGAUAUGAUUGCCGAAGGCAUCAUUCUGGCGUUCAAGGAGCUUGACGUGAAGAAACCCGUGGUAGUCAGAUUGCGGGGUACCAACGAAGCCAAAGGACAAAAGGUACUAGAAGAUGCCAAACUGCCCAUCCACGCUUUUGACGACUUUGAAGAGGCCGUCAAGAAAGUAGGCGAGCUGGCAAACGUUCAUGCUGAGUAG
Molecule: messenger RNA, 2163 nt
Organism: Pyrenophora tritici-repentis Pt-1C-BFP
Lineage: Eukaryota; Fungi; Ascomycota; Dothideomycetes; Pleosporales; Pleosporaceae
Source: RefSeq, a predicted model, not a curated record